Messenger RNA from Ahaetulla prasina, 2633 nucleotides. Its product is annotated as class II histocompatibility antigen, M alpha chain. Gene Ontology annotation, cellular component: MHC class II protein complex; membrane. The coding region runs from base 495 to 1250 and encodes 251 amino acids. The transcript has 5 exons. Gene Ontology annotation, biological process: peptide antigen assembly with MHC class II protein complex; antigen processing and presentation of exogenous peptide antigen via MHC class II; immunoglobulin production involved in immunoglobulin-mediated immune response. The record is from RefSeq and is a predicted model, not a curated record. Gene Ontology annotation, molecular function: MHC class II protein complex binding. Lineage: Eukaryota; Metazoa; Chordata; Lepidosauria; Squamata; Colubridae.
UUCCCCCAGGCGCCCCCCCCCUCCGUUAAUUCCUAUCCAGGUUUGGAUUUGUACCCAUUUACCAGGCUGGUUUCUGGCGGCCUUCCCGGACUCCCCUGCUGUCUAAGGUCUUUGCUGCCCACUCUGCCUUUGGGCUGCAGCCAAGCCAGGCUAGGUCCCGUACAUUCCCCUCGCCCACCCAGUUGGCCCCUCUGUCAAAAGCAGGGGGCCCCGGGUGGCUCUGGCAUCGCUUUGCCCUCGCUUCCCUCGGCGCCCCCUCCUCACCCACCCGCUGCCCGGCUUGCGGGGUCCCGAGCCAGCGGCGCCCGCUCUCUCAGCUGUGCCAUCUCCACUUGGGAGCCGAAACUCGAGGGCUUCCCCUUGGCAACCGGUGACGAGGGCACACAAAAGAAGCGGAUUGGCCGGCCGGCUCCAGAGGCGGCUCCGGUGGGCGCGGAGCGUCGGGCUUUUCCCCGGGCCCCAGAAGGACGCUGGGCGAGCGGACAGGAAAGAGGAUGGGUCCCGGACUCCGCCGGUGGGCGCUGCCGGCUUUGGCUUUGAUCUGGGCGGCCUUGGCCACCGCUGGAGAACAGCCCGCGCACCUCUCCUCCGAGGUGUUUUUUUGCCAAAAGGAUUCUCCGCUUUACGGCCUGGCUCAGACGCUGGACGAUGACCUGCUCUUCUGGUACGAUUUCCCGGGCUCCAGCUGGCGCUCACGCCUGCCCGACUUCCAGCCAGAGACGCAGCUCUCCGAACCGCAGAUCGAGGCCAGGAAAAAAGUCUGCGACACGGUGCUGCCCUUCCUCACCGAGUUCUCAGACAGGUUCAUUCAUAUCCAGUUCCCCGAGGCCAGAGGAAUCCCCCAAGUGGAAGUCUUCACCCUCCGGCCCCUGGUGCUGGGCCAGCCCAACGUCCUGGUCUGCUCGGCAAGAAACAUCUUUCCUCCUGUGGCCAGAAUCCAGUGGGCCUUCUACGGCCAGCAACUGACCCAGGGCGUCUCCUCCACCCCAGUCUUCCCCGUCCAAGAGCUGGACUUCCAGAUCUUCUCCUACUUGGAAGUGACGCCCCAGGCGGGGGACGUCUACAGCUGCACCGUUAAAGGCCUGGGGGGCAAGUUCGACAGCAUGGCCUACUGGGUCCCCAAAGACCCCAUCGCCUCCAAGCUCCUGGAGAACAUCCUCUGCGGCCUUGCAGUGGCAGUGGGAGGGGGCUUCAUGAUCGUGGGGAUCGUCCUGCUGGCCCUCUCCUUUAGGGGGCGGAGCUCAGACUGAAGACCCUCCUUUCCCACCCCCCAUCCAUGGAUCAGCAUGACAUGGAAGCCACCUCGCUGGGAAGACCCCCUGGAUAUCGGAGUUCCCCCCUCCCCAAACUGAGCAGGGAAAGUCACUUUUGGGGGAGCUGCUUCCUUCUCUGGCCCUCAGUCACAGCCAGCAGCAGAACAAUCUUUCCCUGGCACGGGGGUCCCACCUGGGUCACCCCAAAGGAUGGAGGCAGAUUGCAGAUUAAACCCCAUUUCUGCCACUACAAUGCCCCCCUUCCCUGCCUCGGGGCCUCAUUGCCACCAGGGUGGGAGCUGCCCCCCCAGGACACUGCAAACCAAAAGAGGCGUUUUUGUUCGCUUGUUUUUACCUGCAGCAAAAAAAAAAAAAAAGAACCUGAUCAAAGCUGGAAGACCUGAAAUGAGUCCAGAUGUGCUUGGUCCCAAUUUCCUCCUGCUUCGCUUGGGAGGAAAUCCCAUCGAAGUCAACGUGCCUUGGAAUUGCCCUCCCUGCCUCUGUCCUCCCAGGGCUGCCAUGAAGAAGUGAAACUCGGUGGGGGUUGGGGUGGGGGAAGGGGACAAGAAUGGCCAGAAUAGAAAUUCUUGUGUAAAACAUAAAUCUGCAUAUUAUGCUAACACAGUAGAAGGAGGAAGCUGAGAGAAAAAUUACUAGGCUACAAACAAACAAAGCUUCAUUCAAUUAUUAAAAGUUUUAAAGCGCAUAUAUGACCCGUAUGUGGAUUCAUUUGCUGGGGCUUCUGAGGUGGCCAAAGGAGGAAUCUUCUGCCCCAUUGUGUUUGUGGGAGGGGUGUAAAUGGGGAGACCCCACCCUUGGAUGCUGGGGAGGGAGUGUAGUUAAAACAACAGCUAUUAAAUCUGUUAGUUUGAAGAGAUUCCUACUUGUGGAUUUACAGGCGGCUGUUCAGUAUAAGCUGGGUUGACAAAAUCAGAAAUGGGGAGGUGAUCAGCCGCCUGGGAAAGCAAAAGGAAAUUAUCAAAGCCAUUAAAAAGUGAAAGUUAGAAUAUUUCGGACAUGGGCUGCGACACCCGGAAAAAAUACGGCAUCCGUCACUUAAUCCUCCAGGGAAAGAUUGAAGGCAAACAAGGUCCAGGCAGAAGAAGAACCUCAUGGCUUCAGAAUCUAAAGGACGCGGCAGCAUUUUUUCGUGCGGCUCUUGAUAAAAAUAGGAUCACCAACGAGAGGAAGAAGAAGAAAGAAAGUUUGAAGAGAAGCGGAACAGCACCAUGGAGUCAGGGGUCCUGGGUGCUCCCCAGGGGGGCUUGCAAGCCUCCCUUCCAGAAGGACUGAAUUGCAGGGGAAGGAAGCCCAUCACCCCCUGACACCUCAGUCAAUGAGGGUGGGUUCUACCACGUGGGUGCUGGGGAUGAUGGAACA